Messenger RNA from Diabrotica virgifera virgifera (western corn rootworm), 3141 nucleotides. RefSeq names its product cytochrome P450 6a2-like. Gene Ontology annotation, molecular function: oxidoreductase activity, acting on paired donors, with incorporation or reduction of molecular oxygen; iron ion binding; monooxygenase activity. The transcript has 14 exons. NCBI's taxonomy places the organism in Eukaryota, Metazoa, Arthropoda, Insecta, Coleoptera, Chrysomelidae. The record is from RefSeq and is a predicted model, not a curated record. The coding region runs from base 42 to 3068 and encodes 1008 amino acids.
CACCAAUAUGCAGUUACCGCAUACUUAGUGGUCCUAUAAACAUGUUGUUGGUAUUAUGUGUAGUAGCGUGCUCUCUUUUUGUAUAUUGGAUAAACAGGAGGUACUCGCAUUGGUCUAAAAGAGGAAUACCGGGCCCAAGUCCUUUACCAUUGGUUGGAAAUUUUUGGAAGAAUAUCACUGGGAAAAAAUCAACUGGAGAAAUCAUUACAGAAGUAUACAAUGAUUACAAGGACUAUCCUUUUGUUGGAGUGUAUAGAAAUAUAACUCCAAUACUAGUACCGCGAGACCCAGAUCUCAUUAAGAAUAUUCUUGUAAAAGAUUUUAAAAACUUCCACGACAAUGACGUCGACGUUGAUCCCGAAGUUGAUCCAAUUUUUGGUCGAAAUCCGUUCACGAUGAAAGGUGCUGCAUGGAAACAUAAAAGGGCACAAUUAACAACUUGCUUUACAUCGGGAAAGAUUAAAGGAAUGUAUUACUUCAUAGACAACACAGGAAAACGUAUGGUAAAAUAUAUCGAAGAGCAACUAAAGCAAGCUGAACCUUUAGAGGCCAGAGAAGUCUGCGUACGAUUUACAUUGGACAAUGUAGCAGCGUGUGCCUUUGGUGUGGAAGGCAAGUCAUUUGAUGAACCCUGUUCAGAACUUCGAGAACUGGCAGACAAUCUGUUCUCACCUGAGGGCUUUGUGAAUAAACUUAUGUGGAUGACCUUAUCGAUAGUUCCAGAACUCUUUAAAUAUUUGAAGAUAAAAUUAGUAUCGAAAGAGGUAGAAACUAAGUUGUUUGACAUAGUCAAAGGCUCACUAAAAUAUAGAAAAGAGAAAAAUAUUGUAAGAAAUGACUUUUUGGAUAUUAUAAAAAAUCAGGUGAAUGAAGAUGGAAGCACAGCAGAAGUCAUAGAUAUUCUUGCUAAUGCUGUCAGUUUCUUUACAGAUGGGUAUGAAACAAGUUCUAGGGUAAUGUCCUUCUUGCUGUAUGAUUUCGCAUUAAACCCAGAUGUACAAACAAAACUAAGAGAGCAACUUACUGACAUUUAUAAGAAAAAUAAUGAUCAGUUUACCUAUGAAAGUGUCAAUGAACUUCAGUAUUUAGAUGCUUGUUUAAGUGAAUCUCUAAGAGUAAAUUCUGUGGUAUACAUGCUAAGCAAGGUGUGCACUGAGGAUUACACGUAUACCCCAACAAAUUCUGAUUAUAAGCCUCUUACAGUUAACAUGAAAGUGGGAGAUGUUGUUAUGGUGCCAUUGCUUGCUGUGCAAAUGGACCCAAAAUAUUUCGAGGACCCGGACAAAUAUAAACCGGAACGGUUUUUAGACAAUCAGGUUAAGAGGUAUACCUAUUUUCCCUUCGGAGAUGGACCCCGUGCUUGUUUAGGACAACGAUUCGCACAAACUCAAAUCAAACUAGGAAUUGCGUAUUUAAUUAAAAAUUUCAAAGUAACGUUGAAUAGUAAGACCCAACUGCCUCUGAAAUACGAUCCAUUUUAUAUUUUGAAACACCCUAUUGGAGGUUUAUGGCUAAAUUUUGAAAAAAUUAAUGGGGCAUAUCACAGACACAAUGACAAUAAAGUGUUAGAGACAAGUAUGUUUUUGGUAUUACUAGUGCUUGUAAUAACUUUGUUGGCUGUUUUAAUACAGCGGAGAUAUAGCUAUUGGUCUAAACAUGGUAUACCGGGACCAAGGCCUUUACCACUUGUGGGUAAUUUUGGGAAAAGCUUCAUUGGAAAGAAGUCGGCAGGGGAAAUUGUAACUGAAACUUACAGAAAGUAUGCAGACUAUCCUUUUGUUGGUUUAUACCGAACAAUAACACCAAUAUUAUUAAUCAGAGAUCCAGACUUUAUUAAACAUAUUUUGGUAAGGGAUUUUAAACACUUUCAAGAUAACGACAUUGAAGUAGAUUUAGAAGUAGACAAAAUUCUGGGAAGAAAUCCCUUCCUGAUGAAAGGCGCCAGCUGGAAGCAAAAACGAUCUCAAUUGACAGCAUGCUUUACUUCAGGAAAGAUAAAAGGCAUGUACCAGUUUCUUGAAAAAUCGAGUCAACUCAUGGUCCAAUAUGUAGCAAACGAAAUAAGAAAUUCCAAACCUCUUGAGGCAAGGGAAAUAUUUGUAAGGUUCACACUUGACAAUGUUGCUGCUUGUGCCUUUGGCUUAGAGGGCAAAAACUUUGAGCAACCAUUUUCAAAUUUUAGAGAACUGGCUGAAAAUUUUAUGUCACCGCAAAGUCUCAAGUCCAAAAUAAAAUGGGCACCGUUCUUUUUAUGUCCGGAAGUUUUUAAAUAUUUAAAAUGGAAAUUAAUACCUGAAGAAGUUGAAGACAGAUUAAUUGAAAUUAUUAGGGGAUCUUUGAACUACAGAAAAGAAAAUAAAGUAGUAAGGAAUGACUUUCUGGAUGUGAUUAGUAAUUUACCAACUGAUAACGGUUUGUUCACUGAGAUAGAUAUAGUUGCUCACGCUGCCAGUUUCUUUAGCGAUGGAUACGAAACUAGUUCCAGGGUAAUGUCUUUCUUAGUUUACGAAUUAGCAGACAAUCUUGACGUUCAAGAAAAACUCAGAGAAGAAAUUAAUGAAGCAAUAGCAAAAAAUAAUAAUCAAUUUAACUAUGAAAUUAUUCAUGAAAUGAAAUAUUUGGAUGCAUGUUUAAGCGAAAGUCUUCGGAAAAACUCGAUAGUUUAUCAUUUAGCUAAAGUUUGUACUGAAGAUUAUACAUACACCUCUACCAAUCCCAACUUUAAGAAGAUGACCGUUCACCUAAAAGCUGGAGAUUCAAUAGCUUUACCUUCAAGAGGUUUGCAUAUGGAUUCGCAAUAUUUCGAUGAGCCUGAUAAGUUUAUACCAGAACGGUUUUUGGACGGCAGUAAUAUUAAUAAAUAUGUGUAUUUUCCUUUUGGAGAAGGUCAACGAGUUUGUCUAGGUCAAAGAUUUGCUCAAACCCAAAUAAAAGUUGGAGUAGCACAUCUAAUCAAGAAUUUUAAGCUUUCCGUGAACUCUAAAACACUACGACCUCUACAAUACGAUCCUGUAUUUUUCAUGCUCCAUGCAAUUGGUGGUUUGUGGCUAGAUUUUAAAAAAAUAUAACGAAUCAAAUUUAAAUGUUACUGUUAUUUGCUUAUGUGAUUGUUUUUUUAUAAUAAUAAUUAAAUAUUGAUUC